UGAUACAGGUAUAUACACAAUACAGUGCAUACGGUUAAAACUGUCUACACCUGUAGGGAUUUAUUAAUACUUUUGCAACUUUUAUAUCUUUAUUCCUUGUGAAUGUAGACUUUUACUUUAAUUUCUGACAGCUGGUUCUAUAACAAAUUUUUGCCAUGUGAAGUUUUCAUUACAAAAAAUAAUACAAACAUGCGGAUGUUAAUAUUUGUCUAUGUAUUCCUAUCUUCAGCUACUGCACAACAACCUGGCUUAAAAUUUAAGGAAGGCUUUCAAGAAUUUCUGAACACAAAUAAGUAUAAUGGUGCACAGGUUGGCGUGAUAGUAGCCAACAGGCUUGCCUAUGCAAAAACUUAUGGAAAAGGCCAUGAUGAUACAAACUUAGAACUAUUAGCUAAACAUCAAAUCUCAGCCAUAUCUAAAGCUUUCACAUCUAUUGCAAUUCUUAAACUUCACGAUGAAGGCAAACUAACUUUAGAUUCCAAAGUGUUUGGCACAGACGGCAUUCUACCGGAAGUCAAACCAUGGAAAGAAGAAAACAUAGACAAAAGAAUUUACGACAUCACUGUUGAAAAUUUACUGUACCAUACAGCUGGGUGGGAUUAUGUCCAUUCAAGUAUGGCAGAUCCAAUGCUUAAUUCAGCAUUGCUGAAAAGAGGUGAAACAACAAAAAAUAUCAGCAAGGAAAUGAAACUGGUAACAGAGGAAACAUCACGUGACAUCAUACGGUACAUGUUAUCUGAAAGAUUGGAUUACACGCCUGGAACAAAAUCCGUUAUUUCUAACUUAGGGUAUGUGAUUCUUGGUAGAAUUAUUGAAGAAGUUUCGGAUUUUCCAUAUGAGGAUUAUGUAAAAACGAUCAUAUUAUUUCCAUGUGGAAUGAUGCAUACACGCAUUGGAAAGAUUCAUCGUUGCAUCAAACAUGACAACGACCCUGCAUUCAAAUGUGAAGUCACCUCGCGCCUCGUCGAUGCUGCACUGGGAUGGGAAUCUAAUGUGUAUGAUUUGGCGCGGUUGUCACAAUGUAUGGACGGAUCAGCUGACUUUUCUAUCAUCAGUGAUAAAAUGGCAAAAUUGUUAUUACAUAAACCCAAAGCAGUUCCGGUCCAACACAGUGACACGUGGAUAGGUCCUGGAUUUCAUGUAAACAACAAAGGAGCGAUUUGGAUAGAGAGUGAGCGUUACACGAACGAUCUGCUCUUCUAUCAUACUGGGCCUUUUCAUGGAAAGUUAAAAUCAAUUCUGGAAAAACAUAAACCAACAGCCUUGAUUGUUUUGCUUGAAGGUCAAAAUUAUGCACCAAUUAAAUAUCUUGUACGCGAAAUGGUGAAUGAUGAAACCAACUGGCCAUUAGAAAACCUUCUCCUUGAUGAUGUAGCCGACGUCACUUUAAAAGUGGGAAACACUGACAGAAUUAUUAAAUAUGAGAUUAAUGAACAUCACAUUAAACCGUACACGCAUGCAAUUGGACAAUUGAGAUAUGACAUCAAAUGGAUCCAUGGUCAUUUGUUUUCCGGGUCUUCCAUAUUUACUGUGAUUGCCGAAAAGACUAAUAUACCCAUCUAUGAUAAAGUGAUCGUCGAAAGUGGACUAAGUGAAAAAAGACUGCAGACACAAAAACUCCACCUUGAAAAAUCUAAUUAUAAUUUGACUUUUCUGCAUACAUACAGGAGUUACACACAUGAUAAAAGAGCAGUUUUCUUAGCCAUUUACCGAAAGCAUGCGUAUGCAAACACGACUAUCAUCCGAUACGGAGAAGAACAUUAUACACAACCGUACCGGAAACUUCUCCAUCUUUACGAGGAAAGGGGGUUUUAUCCCACGUCUCAAUCUAUUGUCCAUAGUGGCUAUGAUGGUCUCGUGUCGUUCAUACUUGAAGAAGACCCCACAUCGAAAGAAACGAAGAGCUUUAAAUCGUAUUGCGAAAUCGGUCACCAUCGACUGAACAACCUCGUCAUGUCAAGUUUUCGCCAUGGACGACGUUUGAAAUAUCUCGAUUCAUCAGACUACUUCGGAAAACCAGUGUUUUCUGCCAUUUUUGUUAAAGAAAAAAUGAACAAAAUUAUGUUCAACAGUAACAUUAACGAAGCCGAGCUGAUGACACUGUUGACCGAGCAGCAAAGAAACGGACUUCUGCCCUCAAUAAUUGUUGGUUAUACAGACAAAUACGGCGAUCUCAAAUAUGCUACAUAUUUAGAACCCCCAAAGUAAUAAUGUUUUAAACACAAGUGAUCAUAAAAAUUGCAUUUCAAGCGCUAUAAUAUGCACAUUUGUAUUAUUCGUGAAUUGUCGGUUCUGUUAUGGCGACUGUAAAUAGUUGAUCGGAAUGCUGGAGUUGGAGAAAGGUGAACGGUUAACAAUUGUUUUCUCCGCCUAUUAAAUAUAUUAUGACAGAAAGGGAUAUAAUAUAUGCUUGUUAUGGAAGAAUAACGAAAAUCAGCUGGGCUGUAAGCUGUUUAUAAGCUUUUAAAGAAUGAUGAGAAUUAUUUCUUACAUUUUUGUGUUAUCAAUUUGUACAUUUAAUUUUUCAUCUAUUAUGCUUCAUUGCUUUUGAAGAUGCACAUUCAUCAGACAAAGUAAAUCGUUUUUUUUUAAGUUUUGUUGAAUCUUACUUUCAGAAUAAAUCGCUAUAAUAAA
Messenger RNA from Mytilus californianus (California mussel), 2634 nucleotides. RefSeq lists its product as uncharacterized. The record is from RefSeq and is a predicted model, not a curated record. The transcript is spliced from 2 exons. The coding region runs from base 190 to 2208 and encodes 672 amino acids. NCBI's taxonomy places the organism in Eukaryota, Metazoa, Mollusca, Bivalvia, Mytilida, Mytilidae.